Messenger RNA from Penaeus vannamei (Pacific white shrimp), 629 nucleotides. NCBI's taxonomy places the organism in Eukaryota, Metazoa, Arthropoda, Malacostraca, Decapoda, Penaeidae. The record is from RefSeq and is a predicted model, not a curated record.
UGCGAGACACGAUGGAAGUCACUAGGAUGUUGACGGUGGCGGGUGUAGGGAUGCUGAUGGCCCUCGUGUUGGUGUCAGCGCAUUAUGACAAUGGCCACAAGACAGGACAGUUUGAUCCGGCCGCCAUGUGCGCCCAACUCCAGCGACAGCGGGGAGUGUCUGAGGAGGGUCGAGGUCUGCGCAACAUGCACAGGGAGUCGAACCGCCGCGAGAGGAUGGUUCAGACGAUCAUCAACUGCGCCCAGCAACUCGACAUCAAAACGCUGCCCUCGUUCGAUUCCUCCCAGGAUCCCUCGGAGAGUUCGUACAUGCGGUUCCGUGUGUGGAUGCGAGCCCACCCGGAGGACAAGAGGAGGUUGUUCGCCUGCGCUCACCAGGGGCUCUUCACCCCCGACGGCCAUGCCGAACCGCACGGCGCUGGUCGACGGGUGCUGGCCGUUCUGGAGACGAGGAGCGCGAACUUCGAACCGCCAUCGUCAACAACAUCAAAACAUGCCCGGCGAACACGCGUCGCGAGUACUUCCGCUGUGUGUUCAUGGCAUGUGUAACUCCUUAACAACAGCCCCAGGAGAUAAGGACCCCCCCCCCCCCCCGCCCCUCAAGACACGAAGGAUAGCUCUCCCCCCCCC